Molecule: messenger RNA, 1284 nt
Organism: Ziziphus jujuba (common jujube)
Lineage: Eukaryota; Viridiplantae; Streptophyta; Magnoliopsida; Rosales; Rhamnaceae
Product: transcription factor MYB102
Exons: 3
Coding region: 107-1192 (361 amino acids)
Source: RefSeq, a predicted model, not a curated record
UCUCCAUCUAUAGUAAGCCGUAAUCUUUUUCUCCUACCUGUAGAAACUCCUCCAUAACCAAGAGAAAAACUUGGAUAAACAAAGCCGCCUCUGUCAAGCAACAGAAAUGGGAAGAGCUCCUUGCUGCGACAAAAACGGACUCAAAAAAGGUCCAUGGACACCGGAAGAAGAUCUUAAGCUCGUCAACUAUAUUCAGAAGCAUGGACCUGGAAACUGGCGAGCCCUUCCGAAGAACGCAGGGCUUCAACGAUGUGGGAAAAGUUGCCGCCUUCGGUGGACAAACUACUUGAGACCUGAUAUCAAAAGAGGAAGAUUCUCUUUCGAAGAAGAAGAGACAAUUAUCCAACUGCAUAGCAUCUUGGGUAACAAGUGGUCGGCUAUCGCAGCUAGAUUGCCAGGACGGACUGAUAACGAAAUCAAGAACUACUGGAAUACCCAUAUAAGAAAAAGACUGCUUCGUAUGGGAAUCGAUCCUGUAACUCAUGCCCCUCGGCUUGAUUUUCUCGACCUUUCAUCAAUUCUAGGCUCAUCUCUGUGCAACCCAACACUUGUCAAUUUGUCAACCUUGUUGGGUGGUUCUCAAGCCCUUUUCAAUCCCGAUUUCUUAAGGCUAGCUGCAACUCUCAUGUCCCUUAAACAAGAAAACAACAACCCAGAUUUGCUUACGCAAAACUUCAAUGAAAAUAUUAAUAACCAGCUCUUUUCCGCUCAAUUACCCAAUAAUCAGUUUCAAACUCAACUAUCUCAACAGGGCUUUUCAACGGAGAUGGUGAAACAAUUACUUAUGCAAGCAAAUGCUGAUGGGUUGUUAUCCAAUAUGGGUACCAACUUUGAGUGCCCAACUAAUACUGCUACCACUACUACGCCCCAAAACAAUAUUGGAAUUGCUAAUUCGGGUUUGUCGGAAAAUGAUUUUGCUUCGCAACAACCAAGCUAUUUGCAUUGCGGUUCCAAUCCUUUGGUCGGAGAUUUGCCCGAAAAUUUGCAUUUUCAAUCUGUAAAUGAUGGUGGGAAGAAGGAUUUCGAUUUCGAUUCGACAUUGUCGACGCCGUUAUCGAGCCCAACUCCGCUGAAUUCAUCAUCCACAUACAUUAACAGCAGCAGCACCACUGAGGACGAGAAAGAAAGUUAUUGCAGUGAUUUUUUCAAGUUUGAGAUCCCAGAGGGUCUUGAUAUCAAUGAGUUCAUGUAAAUUUUCUUUAGUAUACUAAUAUUAGUAAUCAAGACUGCAUGUACUUCAUUUUUUUUUUAUUUUUUUUCCCUUUUUGUGGAAAGAACUUUUUU